This is a messenger RNA of Pollicipes pollicipes, 6760 nucleotides long. Its product is annotated as vacuolar protein sorting-associated protein 13. The coding region runs from base 160 to 5565 and encodes 1801 amino acids. The transcript has 40 exons. Lineage: Eukaryota; Metazoa; Arthropoda; Thecostraca; Pollicipedomorpha; Pollicipedidae. The record is from RefSeq and is a predicted model, not a curated record. Gene Ontology annotation, biological process: protein targeting to vacuole; protein retention in Golgi apparatus.
GGCGAGGUGUAUACCAAGCUGCGCUUCAGCUUCGACUGGACGUUCGUCGGCGUCGAGCUCUUCACCAGCAGCGCCGAGGAGAAGAGCGGCGUCGACUGCAAGAACGAGCAGCUGGCGUUGGGUACGUUCGGCCUGCACCAGCUGGCGGUGACAGGGCGAAUGGAGUCGGACGGCGCCGUCGAGUGUCGCGUCUCGCUCAGCGAUUGCGUGCUGCAGGACACUAGGCCCGACAAGGAGACAUGUUUCCCGCGCCUCAUGGAGAAGGUGACGCGCGUCGGCAAGCCCACAGCCGGCAUGAUCAACGUCAUGUUCAGUCAGAAGGCCAACCAGGACAAAACUCUCGAGGUCAGGGUAUCGAGCGUGUCGCUGAUCCUGUUCCUGCCGUACCUGAUGUUGCUGAUGGAGUUCUUCACCAAGAACAUGCCGGAGGCGCCCAAGAAACCGCCGCCUUCGGCGUCCAAGCCGGCCGGCGGGAAGCCGCAGCGGCCCACCACGCUGGAGCCGCCGCGGCCGGCAGCCAGCGCGCCGGCCAGCGGCCGGCUGACUCUCCAGCUGACGGUCGAGCGGCCCGACGUCGCGCUCGUCGAGGACCUCAAGGACAUCAACACGCGCGCCGUGGUGUUCGACAACGAGGUUCGUCUGAAGGUGCAGCAGACGGCCGAGAAGACCAACAUCAUGGGUGACAUCAGCCGGGUCCAGCUGUUCACCUGCGUCUACAGCCCGGAGCAGCGCGAGAAGACCAUGAACGAGAUCGUCAGCCCGUUCUCGGUGUCGGUGAUUGGCAGCAUCACUGAGGGCCGCGGCACACGGCUGCAGGUGGAGGUCACCGAUGUCAAGCUGCAUGUCAACGCAGCGGCCAUCCACCUGCUGACGUCCAUCAGCUCGGGCCUGACGGGCUCCAGCGUGCGCGCCGAGGCGCCGGCGGCCGGCCCGCCCAGCUGGGGCAGCCUCUGGGACACACACCAGCUGCGCACCCUCGACUUCUGGUUCAUGCAGACGGAGGUUGGGGAGGAGAUGUGCGAGGAGGUUCCGGUGCCGGCGCUGCCCGCUGCCAGCGGCGGCGUCCGUCAGGAGGAGGAGCUCAUCUUCAAGGCGCGCUCGCUCAGCGUCACCGUCGAGCAGGUGGUCGGCGCCCGGAACGUGCCGCUCGUGCUGCUGGACGCGGCGUUCGAGGCCCAGGUCAAGGACUGGAGCUCCAAGCUGCUGGCCGAGUCGUCGCUGACGCUGGAGCUGGCGUAUUACAACAGCCGGCUGGCCGCGUGGGAGCCGAUCAUCGAGUGCGUGGAACGCCGCGAGUCGGGCAUGGUCUCCUUCUCGCCCUGGGAGCUGCACAUGAAGGUGGAGAAAAACGACGACGUGCUGGACGUGGCGUCGCCGCUGUCCCCAGCUUCGGAGAGCGGGGCCGACUCCGUCAACUUCCUGCCGCCCGUCAUGAGUGUGACUGUCAGCACUAAGGACCCGCUGGAGAUGACGGUGACCAGGACGUGCCUGGACGUGCUGACGUCGCUGCAGGAGUCGCUGGGCGGCGCGCUGGAGCUGACGCCGCCCGUCGCCGACGAGACGGAUGCCCACUUCCUGAUCCGCAACCGGCUGGAGCAGCAGGCCGUGGUGGCCACCGGCUCCGAGUACACGGUUCACGGCUCCGACAUCGAGGAGGUGGUGCUGGAGCAGGGCGCUGAAGUACCGCUGAUGGCGCGUGACCUGUCCUCGCUGCAGCGGCCGGGCACGUCGACAGCGCUGGACUCGAACAGAACCAUCCACAUCAAGGUGCCGUCCCUGGGCUGGAGCGCCGACGUUCCCGUGACGCGGGCUGAGAGCCGCUUCUUCCGGGUGGCGCGGCGGCGGCCGGACGGCGCCGAGUGCGGCCUGGUCGCCGACAUACGCGCCCACUUUGACUCCAAGAUCGUGACGCUGCGCAGCUGUGUACAGGUGGAGAACCACCAGAGCGUGCCCGUCAAGGUGUACUACAUGAACAGCGGCGGCAACGAGCUGCAGUGUGUGGGCGUGGCCGAGCCGGACGGCAUGCUGCCGCUGCCGCUCUCGGCCGUCUACAGCAGCACAGCCGAGCUCUUCUUCGGCGUGGACGGGUACACGGUGUCCCUGCUGCCGUUUGUCUGGCGUGACCUGCAGAAGAACCCCGACCUGACGAUGACGCUCAAGUGCGACAGCAAGAGCGGCCAGCCCGGCCAGCCCUUCUGCAUGCUGUGUCACGGCGAGAUGAAGCCGGUGCUGUUCGAGACGUCGCGCGCCAAGACGCUGGCCAGCCGGACGUACCGGGUGCACCUGCGGCCGCCGGCCGUGCUCAGCAACCUGCUGCCGGUGGCGCUGACCUACCUGCGGCCCGGUGACCUGGAGCCGGUCACGCUGGAGCCGGGCGGCUCGUGUCAGAUGCCGACGGCGCAGACCGGCGACCGGGUCGCGCUCCAGCUGCUCAGCUACCUGGACCGGCGCUGGUCGUGCAGCAAGCAGCUGGAGGCCGAGCCGGACGAGCUGACGGUGUGGACGUUCCUGUCGGCCGACGGAGACUACCAGACCGACCUCAGCCUGGGCAUGCACACGCGCACCGUGUGCGGCUCGCAGCUGAUGUCGCUCUACGCCCCCUUCUGGAUGAUCAACCGCACCGGCAAGAUGCUCACCUACAAGAAUUGUCUCGAUGAGGUACACUCUGUCAACGAAACAUCCAACCUGAUCUACCACCCGGAGACCUUCCUGGAGCCGGUGCUGUUCUCCUUCAAGCCGAGCUCGUUCUUCUCCAAGAAGAAGGCGGCGGUGCGCGUGGAGGACUCCGAGUGGUCGGACAAGUUCUCCCUGGACACGGUUGGCAGCGGCGGCACCGUCACCUGCGCCACCCACAACUGGGACUACGGGAUCAGCGUCCAGAUCCAGCUGAGCCAGUCGGGCCUGACGCGCCAGGUGUACCUGCUGCCGAGCGUGGUGCUGGCCAACAGCGCGCCGUUCGCCAUCCAGGUGCACGAGCCGGCGCCCGAGGAGGAUUGGAUCACCGUGCCCGCCAACACGUCGCAGCCGUUCUGGCCGCGCGACAGGGCGAAGGAGCUGCGCUGCCGCGUGGCCGACACCAGCGAGGAGACCACGUACUUCUCCUACAAGAGCACCAACACUUGCCUGCUCCACCUGAGCAACACUUACGGUGGCAUCAGCAUGAGCGUGCAGGUGUCCGAGGCCUCCACCAUCAUCACUCUGGACGACUACGUCGACGGCAUGGCCGCCGUCCGCCUCAUCAACAACACCGACAACGAGGAGGUCGCCUACCACCAGAAACGCUUCGAGCCGCACAGCGUGCUGAAGCCAGGAGAGGUGCGGCUGUACACGUGGCAGCGGCCGGCCAGCGAGCGGCAGCUCUCCUGGAGCUGCGGCAAGGUCAAGGAGCGGCUCGACACGCUGGUCAAGGAUGGCAUCGGCCAGUUUGAGGGCAAGGACGGCAACCUGCUGUACUGGGUCAGCUUCCUGGACGGCAUGCAGCGCACGCUGAUGUUCACGACGGACGUGGUCGUCGCCACGCAGGCGCACAACGCCGUGGAGCUGGAGAGGAUCGAUCAGGAGAUCACCGUCAGCAUCGAGGGCGUGGGGCUCUCGCUGGUCAACAACGUCUCGCAGACGGACGUCAUGUACAUGGGCAUCACCAGCUCCGGUGUGGUGUGGGAGACGCAGAAGGCGUUGCACAAACGCUACCGAGCCAUGACGAGUCUGCAGUGCUCGAUCCUGGAACGGGCGCACCAGAACUUCAUGAACCAGGUGCAGGUGGGCGGCAACCCUCAGCCGCGCGUCGUGCUCGACAACAAGAUGGAGGUGGACUUCAGCAUCAUGCAGAUGCUGCAACCGAACCGACGCUUCCUGCGGAGGACGUUCCAGAGCGGCUUGUGGCUGCAGCUGCGCACCAGCACCCACCAGCGCCAGCUGCACGCCAAGCUGAACCGGCUGCAGGUGGACAACCAGCUGCUCGACUCGGUCUUCCCUGUAGUGCUGGCGCCCGUGCCGCCGCCCAAGUCCGUGGCGGCCGACAAUGAGCCCAAGCCGUUCGUGGAGAUGUCGAUGGUGGAGCGGCUGGCCGAACACACCUUCAUCAAGCAGUUCAAGUACUGCAAGAUGCUGGUGCAGGAGUUCCACGUCAAGUUGGACCAAGGCUUCAUCAACGCACUGGUGGACGCGCUCAGCGUGGACAAGCUGAACAGGAACACGAAAGAGCUGGUGGAGAGUGAUCUGGAGGUGGCAACGGAGGAGUUGUCGAAGAAGGUGGCCAUCCGAAGCUUGCAGGAGCAGAGGAACUUCUACGACAAUCUCCACUUCUCACCGCUGAAGAUCCACGUGAGCUUCUCGAUGACGGGCGGCGCCAGCUCCAGCUCGGGCGGCAGUCCCCCCAUCACGUCCGGCUUCAUCAACCUGCUGCUGCAGAGUGUGGGCGUCACGCUCACCGAGAUCCAGGACGUCGUGUUCAAGCUGGCGUACUUCGAGCGCGAGCACCAGUUCCUGUCGCAGUCGGAGCUCACCUCCGAGGUGGUGGCCCACUACACGGGCCAGGCGGUGAAGCAGCUGUACGUGCUGGUGCUCGGCCUGGACGUGAUCGGCAACCCGUUCGGCCUGGUGGUGGGCCUGACCGACGGCGUGUCGGACCUCUUCUACGAGCCGAUCCAGGGCGCUAUCCAGGGCCCGGGAGAGUUCGCCGAGGGCCUGGCGCUGGGCGUCACCAGCCUGUUCAGUCACGCGGUGGGCGGCACGGCCGGCGCCGUCUCGCGCAUCACCGGCACUCUGGGCAAGGGCAUCGCAGCACUGACGCUGGACGAGGACUACCAGCAGCGGCGCCGGGAGGCCCUGAACCGGCGUCCGACCGACUUCACCAGCGGCAUCGCCCAGAGCGGCCGCGGCCUCUUCAUGGGCGUGGUGGACGGCGUGACCGGCGUGGUGAAGAAGCCGCUGGAGGGCGCACAGGAGGAGGGCGCGCUCGGCUUCGUCAAAGGCAUGGGCAAGGGCAUGGUGGGCCUGUUUACGCGACCCACCUCCGGCGUGGUGGACUUCGCUAGCGGCUCAUUCGACGCUGUGAAGCGCUGGCGAAAGCAGACGGAUCUUAAGUUGAUAAAAAAGCUGAACAGGACCAUGGACCAGGACGAGGUGACCCGGCUGCGGCCGCCGCGUCACUUCCAGGCGGACCGCAUCAUCCGGCCCUACGUCCGGCACGAGGCCGAGGGCGCUAAGAUGCUACUGGAGCUGGAGAAGGGCCGGUACGCCACCACGGACGCGUACGUGGCGCACGCCAUCUGCCGGGCCGACCGCAGGGUCGUCUUCCUGCUCACUGACUUCAGGGUGUUCCUGCUGAACCGCAACGAAAUCUUUGGAAACUGGCAGGUGGACUGGACUUACAUGUGGAAGGAGCUGUCGGGGCCGCCGAAGUUGACGGCCAAGGGUCUGGAGCUGCGCGUUCCCGCCGCCAAGAAGGGCUUCUCGCUGUUCGGCGGCUCGGAGGGCGCCAAGACUGUGCCCAUCACCGACAAGACCAGCGCCGAGUGGAUGAAGAACAAGAUGACGGAGACGAUGCAGCAGUACAACGUCUAGCCGCCACAGCGCGGCUCCCUCCGCGCCUCGCUGAGCUCGCGGUCCCAGAGCUCCUGCCACGGAGGCCGCCGAAGCCCGGGCGCCGGUCUGCCUCCUGCGACCGGCCGUCGCGGGCAGCGGCCGGACUCGCCGCGCCCUCUGUCUGUGGCCACGGCCGCCUCCCUGUCGCGCCCGCGCCGCCCGCCUCACCCUCUCUCGUCGUCCUGCCUUGUCUCUGGCGCCGCGCUCUCGGCGCCGACCUGCGUCGCUGUCACCGGGCGCGGCUCUUCAGCGCCUGCCGCUACGGGCUCCGGGCCCGGCCUGGCCUCGGGGCCAGGCCCGCUUCGCUGGGUGCCACUGCGCGGGGCGGCAGCUUCCAAGCCGCCAGUGGGAGCUCUGUGUCGCCUGGUGGUGGCGCCCCGCGCGCCUGUCCGCGGGCGUGUGGCCAUGCGUUUGUGUGUGUGGGUUGGCCGCUGUGUUGUCUGGUUAUCACUGGUGCGCCAGCGCACGUCGCAGCUGAAUCAAGUCGAACCCGGCGUAGUUAGCAGAAAACACCUUACACCACCUGACUUGGUGUGGGCACUGUAGUUAAUUAUGUCCGAAGCUAAGUGACGGAAUUGCACAGGGUUUGGUUUUUUACAUCAAGCAAAUUGUGUGUGGUAUUUAAUGUUCCGGUACUGUUUUCUACGGACUUUGUAACUGUCCUCCUGGGAUUUUUGCUUGGCCGUUGUAUGGGGAUGUGUAAGAUUAGUGGGAAAGGUUUCGCUGCAUUAGACCCGCUUCCAAUGUCAGAUGAGUAUAUGGUUUCAUUGCGACCUGCAUAUCUAUGGUCCCCAAGAAAUGAUUGUCUGAGCACGCUAUAGAGGCUGAGCUGUGCAAACAUCACUGCGCAUGGAAUCGGCAUGCUGCGGUGGUAUGCUAGUCUUUGGUUGGCCAAAAUUAUGAGGCGGCAUUGUUCCCUAGGAACCUGCAAAGUCGUGCAGCCCUGUGAUGCAUACUCCAAAAGGUGCGAAGCGCCGUUUCGUUAUCAAUAUCUUAUGGGAUGUUAUGCCUUGAAGGUAAAGAAAUGUUCAUUUUUACGGUUUGUUUGAGACUGAAAUGCAUUAUGUUGGUCGAUGCAGUAAUCAGUAUCGCGUGUUGCCAUUGGUGGCUGUAAGAUUUUGUUUUGUAAGCGUUUCUGCUUAGGUGUUUCAAAUAAAGCAUGAUCUACUUCGAA